UGAGUCUAAUUAGAGACCACAGGUAACAGUGUUCAGAUAUUUUUUUUUUCUAAAAUUUUCUGAGAAAGAAUGGAAGAUGGAAAUGAAAACCGUAGAUUGGCUCUGUACAAAGCUGCAGUACAUGGCCAUUGGAAUAUUGCCAAGACAUUUUUUGAUGAAGAUCCUAAUGCACUCACUCUAAAAAUUUCUGGUUUUGAAGAAAUUGCACUCUAUGUCGCGAUUACUUCGGGUCACUCCAUUGAAUUUGUCCGAAACAUUGUUGAGUUAAUGUCGGAAGAGUUAGUUGGAACAGUGAAUAGAGAUGGUAAUAAUCCUCUUCAUGCCGCGGCUAUGGUCGGAAAUUUAGAAGCUGCAAAGAUUUUGGUGAAGAAAAAUGCAACUUUAACACAAGGAAGAAAUGUUCUUAAUGCUACACCACUUCAUUAUGCUGCUACAUAUGCUCAUGAGCAAACAGUUCGCUUCCUUCUUACGGUGACUCGCCAUGAGAAUCCGAGUCCUUUUUUCGACACAGAUGGUGUUCGACUUCUCAAUUCACUCAUCACCGCGGAUUUUUAUGGCAUUGCUCUUGAUUUAUUGAAACGCUAUCCGGAUUUAGGGCGUGGAAGAGAUCAGUAUGGAUACACUGCUUUGGACAUGUUAGCUAGAAAGCCCCGCGCAUUUCCAAGUGGAAGCCGGAUUGGAUUUUUCGAGUUCUUAUUUGACCAUUAUUGGUGUAGAAAUGUAUCAAUAAAGACAGAUUUUGCAGAUGAUUAUGUGGAUACUAAAACUAUCCCCAAAUAUGGAGAUUUGGAAAAUCAAGUUGAGAGUUCAGAAGAUUACUACCAAAAGAAAUUCAAGCAAUUUCCUUUUCUGCAACAUAUAGAGAAAAAGAUGUUGAUGCAUAAGCAAGCAAUGGAGCUUCUCAAACUAUUGAUUUCUGAAGCUUUAAAGGCUAAUGAAUCAGAAUUAUACGGUCUCUUAGGACCUUCCACACAAAAUGCUGCUAUAUUGGGUAUUCAGGAAUUUGUUGCUGAAGCCAUUAAAUCGUAUCCGUAUUUGGUUUGGUUUCGCGACAGAGAUGGUUGUACUGUUUUUCUUCUCGCGAUAAAACAUCGGCAAGAAAAGGUUUUCAAUCUUCUAUAUCAAAUAGGUAAUCAUAAGCAUAUCAUCACAUCGUUGAGCGAUACAGAGGGCAACAAUAUGCUGCAUUUAGCAGCUAAGUCCAAUCCAUCAAACAGAAUUUCUGGUGCAGCUCUACAAAUGCAACGCGAGUUGCAAUGGUUUAAGGAAGUGGAAAAAGUUGUCCAGCCAUCCUACAAGGAAAUGGAAGACAGGAGCGGAAGAACUCCGCGAGAGCUGUUCACCAAGGAUCACGAGAGUUUAGUUUCGCAAGGCGAGAAAUGGAUGAAGGACACUGCUAUGUCUUGUGCCACAGUUGCUGCACUAGUGAUCACAGUCGUAUUCGCAGCAGCUUUCACUGUACCGGGAGGCAACAACAGCGACCAAGGGAUCCCAAUUUACUUGAACCAAACAGCUUUCAUGAUUUUUGCAAUAUCAGACGCCUUUGGACUCUUUUCUUCAUCUACCUCGCUGUUAAUGUUUCUAGGCAUACUCACAUCACGUUAUUCCGAAGAAGAUUUCCGCAGGGCCUUGCCGAUGAGGUUGAGUAUUGGUCUCAUAACCUUAUUCUUUUCAAUAGCCUCCAUGCUGAUAGCCUUCAGUGCAGCUUUUCACUUGGUUUUAUUUCAUAAAGUGAAAUGGAUAGCAGUUCCCAUUGGCCUACUGGCUUGUGCUCCAGUUACCUUAUUUGCACUUCUGCAGUUUCCUCUUCUGCUUGAAAUGGUCUGCUCAACAUUCGGACAUAAAGUUUUCCGCAAACAAAGUGACGAGAUUAUAUUUUAGCCAAUAAAGAUUCAUUUCGCUGCUCCAAGUUCGGGUCGAAGUUUAAAAGAGUUCGAGUUCGUAGUUUUGGACAACCACCACCAUAAUUUGCCUAUUUUAUAUCAGUUUACACCUUUAACCAUCAAAACUGACGUUAAAUUGAUGUCAGUUUGGGUGUAAACUGACACAAAAUUGACAAGCUGUGAGUUUUUUUUCGCUAAAACCACGAAUUUGGACUAUUUAGGUAUUUUUGACCAAAGUUGAAGAGGCGAAAUGAAGCUGUAUUGAUAUUUUAGCUUAGUAAUGUGAUGUUCUAGCUAUCUUAAGAUAGAGCUAUUAUAUUAUGUGUGAUGUGUGUACAUAUAUGUAGCCUAAGAAGAAUAUGGUGUUUAUAUGAAAAAUUUACGUGCUUCCGAAGAACAUAAUUGCUCAUUUAUACUAAAGAACCUAAAUUUGCAUUACAGUA
This is a messenger RNA of Mercurialis annua (annual mercury), 2326 nucleotides long. RefSeq names its product protein ACCELERATED CELL DEATH 6-like. Gene Ontology annotation, molecular function: protein binding. The transcript is spliced from 3 exons. Lineage: Eukaryota; Viridiplantae; Streptophyta; Magnoliopsida; Malpighiales; Euphorbiaceae. The coding region runs from base 70 to 1881 and encodes 603 amino acids. The record is from RefSeq and is a predicted model, not a curated record.